CCGCGAAAGGCCACUUUGGUAGCGACGGCCGGGGAGGGAGGUGAAUGUCGGCCUGGUUGUCUGCACUCCCGGGCAACAGAGUGAAAGAAAAGUGAAGAGAGUGUGACCCCUGGUCGUUGCCUUGCAGCUCUAGCCGCUCUCCCUCCCCGACGCGCUCCGUUUGUUUGGAUUUAAUCUUAAGGUUGCCGGCGCCCCCCGCCCGCCAGCCUCGCGGAGUGAGGGGACGCACCCGCGCCUGUGGCUGGCGCCUGCCGAGUCUGGACACCCGCCUGUCCGCGCCUCUUGCCCGCGGCAGCCGCAUCCCUGAACCGCGGGGUCGUGUUUGUGUUUGACCCGCGGGCGCCGGCUGCGGGGCGCGCGGCCGAGGCCAGUGCCAGCGGGGCGGGGCGGGCGCGGCGGAGGCGGAGGAAGAAGGAGCGGGAUCCUAGGAGGCCCGGCGCCGCCAUGGAACUGGGCCCGGAGCCCCCGCACCGCCGCCGCCUGCUCUUCGCCUGCAGCCCCCCGCCCGCACCGCAGCCUGUCGUGAAGGCGCUGUUCGGCACUCCAGCCGCCGGGGGCCUGUCGCCUGUCACCAACCUGACGGUCACCAUGGACCAGCUGCAGGGACUGGGCAGUGAGUAUGAACAACCCAUGGAGGUGAAAAACAGCAGUCUGCAAAGAAUGGGCUCCUCUGAAUCAACUGAUUCAGGCUUCUGUCUGGAUUCUCCUGGGCCCUUGGAUAGUAAAGAAAACCUUGAAAAUCCCAUGAGGAGAAUAAAUUCCCUACCUCAGAAGCUCUUGGGGUGUAGCCCAGCUCUGAAGAGGAGCCAUUCUGAUUCUCUUGACCAUGAUGUCUUUCAGCUGAUUGACCAGGAUGAGAACAAGGAAAAUGAAGUCUUUGAGUUUAAGAAGCCAAUAAGACCUGCAUCUCGAGGCUGCCUACAUGUUCACGGACUGGAGGAGGGUAAAGAUCUCUUCACACAGAGGCAGAACUCCGCCCCGGCUCGGAUGCUUUCCUCAAAUGAAAGAGAUGGCAAUGAACCAGGGAAUUCCGUUCCUUUUAUGCCCCAGUCACCUGUGACUCCCACUUUGUCUGAUGAGGAUGAUGGCUUCAUGGAUCUUCUUGAUGGAGACAGUUUGAAGAAUGAUGAAGAGACCCCGUCCUGCAUGGCCAGCCUCUGGACAGCUCCUCUUGUCAUGAGAAGAACUAGCAACCUAGGCAAUCGCUGCAAGCUGUUUGACUCCCCUUCGGAGUUGUGCAGCUCUACCAUCCGGUCAAUGUUGAAAAGACCAGACCGAUCACUAGAGGAGUCCCCAGGUGGAAGCAGGAAGCGGAGGAAAAGCGUGGCUGGGGCCAGUCCGGAAGAGGCAGCUAGUCCAGAGAAGCCCCAAGAGAUUCUACAUCAUCAGUCUUUAUCCCUAGCAUAUUCCCCAAAAGGGACCAUUGAGAACAUUUUGGAUAAUGACCCAAGGGACCUUAUAGGAGACUUCUCCAAGGGUUACCUCUUUCAUACCGUUGCUGGAAAGCAUCAGGAUUUAAAAUACAUCUCUCCAGAAAUUAUUACAUCUGUUUUGAAUGGCAAGUUUGCCAACCUCAUUAAAGAGUUUGUCAUCAUCGACUGCCGAUACCCGUAUGAAUAUGAGGGAGGCCACAUCAAGGGUGCAGUGAACUUGCACAUGGAAGAGGAGGUUGAAGAGUUCUUACUCAAGAAGCCUAUCGUACCUACGGAUGGCAAGCGUGUUAUCGUGGUGUUCCACUGCGAGUUUUCUUCUGAGCGAGGCCCUCGCAUGUGCCGAUAUGUGAGAGAGAGGGAUCGGCUCGGUAACGAGUACCCCAAACUCCACUACCCAGAGCUGUAUGUCCUGAAGGGCGGAUACAAGGAGUUCUUCCUGAAAUGCCAGUCUCACUGCGAGCCCCCCAGCUACCGGCCCAUGCACCACGAGGACUUUAAAGAAGACCUGAAGAAAUUCCGCACCAAGAGCCGGACCUGGGCCGGGGAGAAGAGCAAGAGGGAGAUGUACAGCCGCCUGAAGAAGCUCUAAGGGUCUCGCGGCCAGGCGGCAGCAGCCUCCCAGCCCUCCCCACUCCCCUCUUUGCUGCAGAGAAACUUGAGCAGAGGGGCCAGCGGCACGACACUUGGAGAGAAGGGCGGAUGCCUCCACGUCUUAAACCUACCUCCCACCCUCCCGAGGUUGGAGCCCGGAGCCUCCCGCCGCCUCUCAGUCCCUGGAAGACGUCCUUCUUCAGCAGGGCGCUCAGCCAAGGCUGUCACGUGCCGCAGCAGGGUUCCGAGCAGCAAGUCAAGGCGUUCUGCCUCCUCCCCCGUGGUUGGAUGGGCCCCCUGCGGCCUCGCUGGGCACUGGCCUUGUCUCCUGAGGGGAGAGACGGAGAGAAGACUGCCAGACGCUGCUGGCCAGACACCAAAGACGGCCCGGGAAGCACAGGUCUUUGUGGGCUAGCCCACAUCAUUAAUUUAUUCAACUUCACCAAUCACUUUUUUUCCUUUCUUUUUUUUUUAAAAAA
This is a messenger RNA of Capra hircus (goat), 2503 nucleotides long. RefSeq names its product cell division cycle 25A (gene CDC25A). The transcript has 15 exons. Gene Ontology annotation, molecular function: protein tyrosine phosphatase activity. Bases 445 to 2022 code for a protein of 525 amino acids. NCBI's taxonomy places the organism in Eukaryota, Metazoa, Chordata, Mammalia, Artiodactyla, Bovidae. Gene Ontology annotation, cellular component: cytoplasm; nucleus. Gene Ontology annotation, biological process: positive regulation of G2/MI transition of meiotic cell cycle; protein dephosphorylation; positive regulation of G2/M transition of mitotic cell cycle. The record is from RefSeq and is a predicted model, not a curated record.